This is a messenger RNA of Poecilia latipinna (sailfin molly), 3876 nucleotides long. RefSeq names its product cdc42 effector protein 4-like. Gene Ontology annotation, biological process: Rho protein signal transduction; regulation of cell shape; positive regulation of actin filament polymerization. The record is from RefSeq and is a predicted model, not a curated record. Gene Ontology annotation, molecular function: small GTPase binding. Bases 403 to 1368 code for a protein of 321 amino acids. NCBI's taxonomy places the organism in Eukaryota, Metazoa, Chordata, Actinopteri, Cyprinodontiformes, Poeciliidae. Gene Ontology annotation, cellular component: plasma membrane; cytoplasm; cytoskeleton. The transcript has 2 exons.
UUGUGUGCCUCGCAGAUGCGGAGUAAACGGACGUUGGAGCAAAUACACGCUCACACACACACACACACACACACACACACAGAGGGGACCAUAACCCUGACACAACUCCGCUGUCUUUUCUCCUCUGAGGAAACUAAACGAGACUUCUGACAACUUACUGCUCGCAGUUUUACUUCGUGUUUACGGAAAGUUGAGAGGAAUACUGCCUUGAACUUUUUGUACGCCUGGAAGCUGAAGGAGAAAGAUUCCUUCAACUGAGCUGAAUUGAAGGAACAGGAUGGCUUCAAACUCUAAACACCUGGAAUUACACUUGCUUUGAUAACCUCCCACAAAUCCCAAGGAACUUUAAAAAGAACCGAAAGCCUAGUUACUGAUUUGGAUCACAACUGAAAGACUGCCAUCAUGCCUAUUCUCAAGCAGCUAACGGGCAACUCCAACCAGUCGAAGAGGAGGUCAAGGGCUGACCUGACAGUUGAAAUGAUCAGUGCUCCUUUGGGGGACUUCCGUCACACCAUGCACGUGGGUCGAGGCGGGGACGCCUUUGGAGACACUUCAUUUCUCAGCUCCCGAUCAGGGGAACCGCCAAGGGAGUCCCACACAAAGGAAAGCUCACCAGGUCCCAAACCAGGGCUGCUGUCCCGCACCUUCAGAAGCAGCAAGAGGUCCCAAUCUGUUAACAGAGUAGACAAGUAUGAGACCCCCACACUGCCUUCUGCUGCCACAUCUCUGCCUUACCUGAACGCUGAGAGUUCAAACAUGGGCAACCAACUGCCAAAAAGUGUCUCCUCCAGUCCUAUGAAGACGCUGGUGGAAAGCAAGCCGAUGAACGGAGGGGCGGCUAUGGCCACAAUGGACGCCGAGCUUGACGAACGAAACUUCGGUGAACUUAAAGACCUGCCUCCGUCCAUGCCGAAAGGAGGUGGGAUGAAAAAAGCAGAAUCCGUAAUGUCCUUCCACAUCGACUUGGGCCCUUCAAUGCUUGGGGAUAUCCUCAGCGUGAUGGAGAAGAAAAACUGGGAGGAGGACGACCUCGGCUUUGAGGAAGGCAAAGGUAGUGAGGAGCAUGCAUCGCCAUCCCACAUUCCUCACAUCGACGAUGACGACGCAGAGGAGUGGGCACCUUCGAGACCACCUCGCAGUAAUUUCCAACUCGAGCAAAAGGUCACGGCGGAUCCCUACGAUCCGGAGAUCAGCGAAUCAGAAAGGAACAACCACCACACGGAUAGCUGCUCUGUGUCCAGCUCUGGUUCGGAAAAGCCUCAGUACAACCUCCAUGACGGCAACACAAACAGUGUGAAGUACAGUUCGCCACACAGGGAUGAUGAUUUCGACUUCAUGGAUCAGGAGGAUGACGAGAUUAGAGUCUAGAUUGAGCAAGAAGUCUGUGCCACGCAGAAGAAACCGGAACUUAGGAGACCACCAUAGGAGGGGAUUACAGUCAGAGUCGAGAAGGUUUUUACUCACUGUAGAUCAGUCUAAUGUUAGAUCAGUUUUAUCAACACUAUAAAUAAAACCCAUUAAGUCUUUUUUCACUUCAUAGCAAGGAGACUGACAGCUAUUUUUUUUUUGUUUUUAAUGUUUGGAUUGGUUGAUGCUAUUUUUUUACCAGAUGUCAACUCAGAGUACAUUAUUUUUCACAAGUUUUAAAUGAUAAAGGCAAAGAUAAAUCAGCAGGGAAAAUUGCCCAUUUUUAAAAGGAAGUGAAAGGUGGCGGCAAGAUUAGAGAGCGGACUGUGUGGAUGUGUUGUCAGCUCCAGUGAAUGUGGAGGUAAAGAAGAAGAGAUGAAACUGAUAGGUUUGUAAUCCCAGCGGUUUGAAGGUGUAGACACUACAGAGAUAGAGUUAUUACUUUUGCUCAUGUCGGAGUUUGCUUUUCUUAAAUCAUUUUGUGUACAGACACUAUAAGGAUGUCAGUUAAGCAUAGCCUCUUACGUCUGAUGUGGGUCUAUUAUAUUUGCCUCCUUCCUAAAUUGAUCUGUCAGCUGUAAAAUAUUUUUUAAAUGGUUUUUGUAAGGGAUUGAUUUGAGAAGCAAAUGUGAACUUCGGAGUCUUAAAGGUUUUUGAUGUAUUUGGUUGGGGGACUAUUUUAUGGUACUAUACUGUGAUCAAUCUCAAUGACGCUAAGUACUAAACUCAAGACACCGGAUUUUGUGUGCUGCAUCACUUCUGAAAGCAAAAUGCCUUCUCGCACAUCAGUUGGACUCUAUCAGCACAAGGAAGACACCUCAUCAAUUUCUGUGCACUCUCACGAAACUGACACUCAGAAUCGCUGUGCAACUUGGGGCUUCUGUAAAUUUUAGAGGUUUUUGUGUAUGUAUUCUCUUUUCUUUUGAAUAUGCAGGAGUGGUGGAUGUUUUUUUUGAAGAUGUGUGAAUGUAUAAUUUGUCAUCAUUAAAGGACGAUGGUGCAUUGGCUCUCAAAAGCGUACACCGCUUUUUACAAUGCCAAGUUUUUUGUAAUCUUGAUAGAUGAUCUCAAAACUUUUUCCACAUACAAUGUGGCAUUUUUCCUCUGGGGAAAAAAAAAACAACAAACAUUAAAAAUUGAAAUAGCCAAUGGAUUGACAUGCUUUGCUUUAUAAUUUCCAACCAACUUAUGGUUAAAAUUCAUGUAUUUAUCCUGUCAUAAAUUGCCUGAUUUCCCAAUAUGCAUGGAUUUAUUUGAUUUCUAUUUGAGCACCUUUUGAUUCAAUGUCUGCAUUUAGUCACGGCUUUAGUUCAAACCUUUUAACUGUUAUAGUAUUAAUUAAUUUUUUUAUUUAAAAAAAAAAAGUCAACUUUCUGUUUCUACUUAAACAAAACUAAUUGUUCGCUCAGAUAUAUUUUCCAUAUUUGGAACAGAUUUUUUUAUUUAUUUUUUAAUCCGUGUAGAUGAAUUUAUGAAUGGCCAGUAUUGGCCCAAAGCCUGCUAGAAAGCUGGAGAUUAGGAGGGAUUACAUUUUUCAGCAUCACAGUCUAAGCAUACAUCAAAAACAAAAUGGUGGCUUUACAAGAAGAAAAAUAACGUUUUGAAAUGGUUUUGAGAUCAGAAUUAAAUCUCCAGGAAGGCACCACCUGUGGUCAAGCGAUAGCACCCCAGUCUGGUGGAUUUGGACAAAUUGUACAAAAUUGAGUUGGCAAAUAUUUUCCAGUCAAGGUGUGUGAUCUACCAAAGAAGACCGGAUGUCAAAACUAAAUCAAAAACUUCUUCAGCACAGUGUUAGUUUUCAGGUUGUACACAUUUUUGGAACCAGGCUAUUGCACCUUGUCACGCUUUUUCUCUAUGAUCUGUCCUCGUUUGCUGGGAGUCUGCUCUGGUUUAAUCUCUAUACUAACUGUACAGGGUUCCACUUUUUACUUUGAUGCAGGAUGAAUGUUUGGCUAUAUGUGGAAAAAGUUUUAAGUCGUCCGUCAAGGUGAACUUGUUUUACAUUCCAUGUCCUGGCAUUUUAAUGGUGGGAUAGAGGGGGCUUUUGAGAGGAGCUGAAAUAUUAGGAGGUCAGUGGCCGCAAUUUCUACAGCCUGUGGCUUGUUUGUGAAAGCAGAAAGGGGACAAAAAAGUAAGUGCAGUGUUGAACCACACGUGGUUAGCUGAAAGCCUUUUGCUAGGUCUCCAAGCACUGAGAGGGAAACAUACCUGCUGAACUGACCCCCACCCCAAAGUAGAGGACGCUGACUUUCUCUCUCGAAGUCAAAUCAUACGGUAGAAGUUUAACCUACAAAUUACAUGAGCCGGUCCGAUUUGCCUGCCCUCUUUAAAAGCUGGAACUGCUCCAGCAACAGACAGAUUGACAUUUUUUUUUUUUUUUAUCUUGAGCUUUUUAUGUCUGUGUCAGGCCAUAAAUUACCAAGUCAUACUUUCCUUUUUAAUACACCUGGGAGAAACGUGACCCUUUUU